AUGGAAUUACCAACAUAUAAUGGAACUUGUCAUCCGGAUAAAUAUAUUAAAAGAAUGCGUGCAUAUUGUAAAAUAAAUCAAAUUACAAAUGAAAAUGAAAUACUUGAAUUAUGUAUAUUAAUGUUAGAUUCUAUUUUAACUAUUCCUAAUGAAAUUAAUUCCCUUGAUGAAUUGACUACAUCUCUUAAAUCACAUUCAACUUUUAAUAUAUUUAAAAAUACUUGUAAAGCGAAAUUAAAAUUUUUAAAAUAUGUUUCUGAAAAAGAAGGAGGAAAUACGGCCAUUUUCCUUGCAAAUUUUCGUUCACUUUGUGAUGAUGCAGAAAUUGAUGAUGUUGAAGAAAUUACAAACUAUCUUUUAAAUACUUUAUCAUCAGAUAAAUUCCUCAAGGUUGAAUUUAAAAGAAAAUUAAAUGGUAUUAAUUCAGUUGAUGAAAUAUUAGAAAUAUUUAGUGAUAUCGUAAUUGAUGAAUUAAAUGUUAUUAGAUAUGGUUCUUUAGUAGCAUUUAAACAUGUUGCGACUGGAAAAUAUUUAUCUAGUUGUAAUAAAAAUUAUUCAACAGGUUCAGGAUUUCAAAUAGUAUUUGCGAAAAAUAAUUUAUCACCAAACUCUGUGUGGGUUAUUUCAAAAAAUGUCCAAUUGCCAAAUGAACCUUUUGAUAAACCUCUUUCAUAUGGAAAUCCCUUUUAUUUGAUACAUAAAGUUAGUGGUAAUAAAUUAGAUAUGGAUAAAAGAUAUAAAUCUCCUACAACUAAACAUGCUGAAGUGUGUACAGCGCCUACAGUAUCACAACCUCAGAGAUUGCGGCUUAUAGCAAUUAAUCCCGUAAAUAAUGACAAUAAUAACAAUAAUAAUUGCAUAUUAUCAAAAGAAAUAAUUAAUAUACAAAAUCUUGAGACUAAAUUAAUUUUAAGAAGUCACGAUUUCACAUUUACUCUUGCUAACAAAAAUUAUCAAGAAGUUGUCGGCCAUGAUAAAAGAAUGGGUGGUAAUGAUGAGUGGUGUAUUGAACUUCUUGAUGGUACACAACUUGAAUAG
This is a messenger RNA of Rhizophagus irregularis DAOM 181602=DAOM 197198, 1038 nucleotides long. RefSeq lists its product as uncharacterized. NCBI's taxonomy places the organism in Eukaryota, Fungi, Glomeromycota, Glomeromycetes, Glomerales, Glomeraceae. The record is from RefSeq and is a predicted model, not a curated record.